Molecule: messenger RNA, 2063 nt
Organism: Archocentrus centrarchus (flier cichlid)
Lineage: Eukaryota; Metazoa; Chordata; Actinopteri; Cichliformes; Cichlidae
Product: cytochrome P450 3A40-like
Exons: 13
Coding region: 110-1606 (498 amino acids)
Molecular function (GO): oxidoreductase activity, acting on paired donors, with incorporation or reduction of molecular oxygen; steroid hydroxylase activity; heme binding
Source: RefSeq, a predicted model, not a curated record
CCUUUCAGCUCAUAAACACACGUCUCCUCCUACCACAGAGAGGCUUUAAGAUCACUUGUUUUCCAGCCUUCUUCCUCAUUUCCCCGCUUUUAGUCUGAACGAAGUCAGAAUGUUUUUCACGUUGUUUUCAGCAACCACCUGGACUUUGCUGGCCCUGCUUUUUACCCUGAUAUUACUGUACGGGAUAUGGCCAUAUCGGUUCUUCAAAAAGCUGGGGAUACCUGGACCGAGGCCCCUUCCUUUUAUUGGAACACUGCUGGGCAUGAGGAGGGGAUUUCUUCCUUUUGACCAAGAGUGCCAGGCCAAGUAUGGGGAUGUCUGGGGGUUGUACGAAGGAAGAACACCGAUAUUAAUGGUGGCUGACCCUGAAAUUAUUAAAACUGUGACGGUGAAGGAGUGCUAUUCUGUGUUUACCAACCGCAGGGAUACUGGUGUUUUCAGUGGACCCCUGGAUGAUGCUGUUACAGUAGUCAAAGAUGAAAGGUGGAAACGAAUUCGCAACACCCUGUCUCCAUGUUUCACCAGUGGAAGACUGAAACAGGUUUAUCCCCUGGUUGCUCGCUAUGCAGAACGACUUGUUGCUAAACUUGCAGAAACAAAUUUGGAUGAACCCAUCACUGUCAAACAGUUUGUGGCUCCUUACAGUUUAGACACGGUGACCAGUACUUCUUUCAGCGUGGAGACAGACUCCAUAAACAAUCCAAACGACCCUGUUAAUGUUCAAAUCCAGAAGCUCUUUAAACUUAAAAUUUGGAUUUUCUUUUUUCUAAUGGCAUUUCCCUUCGGUCGUCGUCUGCUAGAGCUCCUCAAACUUGAAGUCAUACCCAAAGACAGCAUUGACUUUUUCUACAACAUCAUCAAGAGAUUUAAAGACCAGCAUCAUGAUGACAAAUCUGCCCAAGCAGACUUCCUGCAGGUGAUGCUUCAGAGUGAGAUCCCAGAAAAGACGUAUACAAAUGAUGAAGAGCAGCCAAGUAAAGGUUUGACUGAACAUGAGAUCCUUUCCCAGGCCUUCAUCUUCAUCUUUGCAGGCUAUGAGACCACCAGCACCACUCUAAGUUACAUCCUUUACAAUCUGGCCACAAACCCUGAUGCAUUGCAGACCUUACACAAAGAAAUUGAUGCUAACCUGAAGAAAGAUGGACCCAUUUCAUAUGAGGAGCUGACCGGUCUACAGUACCUGGACCAGGUUAUACUUGAAUCAAUGAGAUUGAUUCCCACCGGCCCUCGGCUCGACAGGGCAUGCAAAAAAACUGUGCAGGUGAAUGGCCUCACCAUCCCUGAGGGAACCGUGGUUGGGAUUCCUGUGUGGGUGUUACACAAAGACCCACGUUACUGGAACUCACCUGAGCUGUUCAGACCAGAGAGGUUCAGUAAAGACAGCGGGGAGGAGGUGAACCCGUACGUGUUCAUGCCGUUUGGGGUCGGCCCUCGUAACUGUGUUGGCAUGCGCUACGCCAUCCUCGUCAUGAAGAGUGUAAUCGUCCGUCUCUUGCAGAAGUACACUUUGGAAACAUGCAAAGAGACCAUGAUUCCACUUGAGUUUAACUGGAAGUUUCAGCCUGUUCAGCCUGUUAAACUCAAGUUUGUUCCCAGAGAACAGUAGGCUGAAGAGGGAACGUCUCCAACCCCUAUCAAACAUGUUAUUUUAUCACUUUGUUUUCAUGUGAGGCAACUGCUGCCAGGAUGAUAUUGAGUUUUUCUACUACUAAACUUUGUUAUGAAAUCAGUGCAGUGUAAACAUUUGAUUUUUUUUUUUUUUGCAUUGUUAAUAAAUCAAAUUAAUUUUAAUUACUUUUAUUGAAUUGUUUCAUCUGACUGUUUUGUGUUCAAAAAGUGCAUCAAACUUUAAUUUAGUCCUCUUUUUAUGGUUCUUGCUGAUUACAAUCUUGGAUUUGUGACUUCUAAAAAGUGCAAACAUCCAUAUCAUCUUGUGACACUUGUUUAAGGUUUGCUUUUCUUCCUUUUUCAAUCUUUUUCUUUUCUUUUUGUGUUAGUUUGAUAGAUUUUCAUGCCUUUUCGUGUGUGAGCUUUAUGAUUUAAUAAAUACACCUAAAAACCUA